CAUGCGUACAAAUUUAUUUCUCAGUGCCCAGAAUCUAGAGAGAAGGGAAGGGGGAAAACAAGAAAAAAUACGGACAUUUUCUCAAGACUUACCAGUCUUUCCUUCUCCAUGAUUCCCUUCAAGCUUCUGCUUCAUCAAUCCUCUUCAUCGUUCUCUUUUCCCCCCAAUACACUUCUCUAUCUCUAUCGCACUCCACCUCAGUUUCCUAAUCCAGCCAUCCCUCCGCUACUCCACAAACCCACACUUUCCCUCCGACCCAAUCCCUUCUCUUUAUCAAUCCGUCUCUGCAACCCCGAUUUUAGAUUAUUUAAGGUUUCUAAAGCUGAGGCACCACUGGUUACUGGAAGCGAAGGAGGCUACACCAAAGGUUCACCGCAAGUCGAAGACUUGUCUCCGGAUGGCGCGGUCUAUCGGAAAACGCUGGCAUUGGUGGAGUGCUCCAUGUUCGCCGCGCUCACAGGCUUAGUUUACUUCUUGAGCAAUUCCCUCGCAAUUGAGAAUUACUUUGGGUGUGUCUUCUCGUUGCCAAUAGUAAUCUCCUCGAUGAGAUGGGGCAUUGCUGCCGGAAGGAAAACUAUGGUGGCAACGGUCAUGCUCUUACUAGUCUUGUCUGGUCCAGUCAAAGCUUUAACCUAUCUGCUUAAGCAUGGAAUAGUUGGCUUGACAAUGGGUGCUUUAUGGAGGUUGGGAGCAAAUUGGAGUCUUUCAAUUGUCUUGUGCACAAUUGUUCGAGCUGUUGGUGCUGUGGGUUAUGUCUUAAUAUCUUCAUUCUUGAUAAGGGAAAACAUAUUUGCUUUGAUUACAAUAAACAUUCAUGCUUCUCUAGCAUUCAUGUUCACUGCUUCGGGCCUUGGUACAAUUCCCUCAAUGAAUUUUAUAUAUGCCUUAUUUGCGACCCUGGUUUUACUGAACAGUGGGUGCUUCAUAUUCUUGCUCCACAUUUUGUAUUCUGUGUUCCUCACUAGACUUGGGAUGAAGGCUUCAUUGAGAUUGCCGAGGUGGAUAGAAAGGGCUAUAUAAGGAAUGACGGGGUCGUUUCUAAUUCAUAUACACCUUAUAGGAAAUGUAGUAGGAAAAAUCAAUAGCUCCUUUCUUCUGUUGUGGGAGGGGAUGUCGCUUGGGUUAGAUCAUUCAUUGUGUAUCCAAGUCCAUUCUUUAUACAACCUGUUAAAGCCAUUUGUAGACUGAAUUGGGAUUUACCUUUAAGUCACUGAUGUCAUCAAUACAAAAUGCAUUUGUGUAUUUUUUUUUUUU
Molecule: messenger RNA, 1254 nt
Organism: Juglans microcarpa x Juglans regia
Lineage: Eukaryota; Viridiplantae; Streptophyta; Magnoliopsida; Fagales; Juglandaceae
Exons: 8
Coding region: 109-1020 (303 amino acids)
Source: RefSeq, a predicted model, not a curated record